Biomphalaria glabrata is the source of this 5862-nucleotide messenger RNA. RefSeq names its product SLIT-ROBO Rho GTPase-activating protein 1-like. Gene Ontology annotation, biological process: negative regulation of cell migration; signal transduction. Gene Ontology annotation, cellular component: cytoplasm. The record is from RefSeq and is a predicted model, not a curated record. Bases 701 to 4261 code for a protein of 1186 amino acids. Gene Ontology annotation, molecular function: protein binding. The transcript has 23 exons. NCBI's taxonomy places the organism in Eukaryota, Metazoa, Mollusca, Gastropoda, Planorbidae.
CGCGUGGAAUUUGGAAUGUGCACUUCGUACAUGUCGUCUUCUGAUUUAACUUCUGCUGUGUUAAUGGGGAAUCGUGACGGGCGCAAGGUGAAAUUGUAUUAUAUCCACAAUUUGUAAGACGUAUCAGGGUCUAUGUAGCACAAGUGCCUGAGAUUUACUGGCGAAAGUAAAAUAUUUGGAUCUAGAUCUAGUUCUCGUUGUGCUGGCAUUGCGUCACUAUAGUACGCCGUUGUUCAUGGAAUUAAAGUGACAUACAUCUGAUAUAUGGGUUACUUGGUAUAGAGAAGCAACACGAAUAGUUUUAAUUUUACUGUCGCGACAAUUUCCAAUAGUGGACUUGUUCAAUUGUGUUAUUUCUUGUGGCAUGCUCUGAAAGUGAACACGCGUUCUGGAAUUGUGUGUGGUUUUAUUUUCUGCAGGAUAUUUCUAGGUCUAAGUGAUUAGAUUAUGUGGAAAAUGAGCAGUUGUUGCUUCAAGUACAUUGCGAAAGAUUUCAAGAUGGAAACUUAAUAGAUGAUACAAUUAGAGACCAUACAAUUAGAGACCUCGCCUAAUUGCUCGUAGAUUGAUAGAUGCACGAGCAUGUUGAACUGAUGAGGGCGUGAAUUGGACUAAAGUGGGACAUUCUAGAAUGUGGAUGAGAGAACUCGCGUAAACGUAUCAACUAGCAGGGUUAGAUCGACAUUGAAGUGACCUUGAAAUGUCCAACUCUCCGACGACUGAGCUGCCUUUGCCGUACAGCUUCAGCAGGACCUCGUCACUCCGGAGGUCAGCCAGGAGACGUCAUACUCUUGGUGCACAUAUUCGGCAACAAUUAAAUGACCAGCUGAAAUGCCUGGAAAUCAAAUUGGACACAGAGGUGUCCAUUGUCACAGAGCUCCAGGAGUUCUUCAAGAGGAGGGCAGAGGUGGAGAUGGAGUACUCCAGAAACUUGGACAAGCUGGUCAAGAACAUGAUAGCAAGGCACCGGGCAGAGAAGCAAAAGCUUGUUGAUAGAACCAAACAAGAACAGUGGGCAACUAUGUCCACUUAUGCCUGCUGGAAGAACCUGCUUGCCAUCACCAGAAAAGAGAGUCAAGACCAUCAGGUCAUGGCUGAGAUCUACAACAACCAGAUGGUUAGCAGACUGGCAGAGGUCAUCGAGAACUCCCAGAGAAUUUUCAGAAAGUGUCGUGAGAUUGGAUCCCUCUCCCAUGAGGACAUGAUGAAAGUUCUCAAUGAGCUGCAGAGUGCUAUGAAAACUUACCACCAGUACCAGAAUGAGAGUAAACAGGCCGAACUCAAACUUCGUAAUGUGGAAUCUCAGAAGGUGAAGGUUGAGCAACAGUUAUCUGGCAAAAAUACCAGCAGCAGAAAACUGAAAGGUUUGGAGAGACAGUUUGAGAAGAAACAACAAAAGUAUGCAGACAAUAAACUGAAGGCUCUCAAAGCUCGGAAUGACUACCUUCUAUGUAUUGAUGCUGCCAACGCUGCCAUCAACAAAUAUUUCUCUGAUGAUAUUUCCGAUCUCAUGGAUUGUAUGGACUUUGGUUAUCAUAAUUCUGUUGGCCGAGCUAUGAUGAUGUACCUAGGUGUACACGAGCACCAGAGAAAUGCUCAUGGGAAAUUUGUGGACUCCCUAAAUACCUGCAUCACUGACCUGGACUCACGAGCAGACAAACAAAAGUUUAUGGAGUUGAACAAUGUUUACUUUAUGCUGCCAAAGAAGUUUGAAUUUCAGCCAUUUAAAGGAGAUGAGGUGUGUCAGAUCAGUGCCCAGAAGGAAGUUCAGGAAGAUUUGAUUCAGAGACAUAUCACCAUUGAGGACAGAUUGAAUAGUCUGAAGGUAGAGAAUGAUGAGAUUUGGAAAACUCUGGAGACCACAGAGAAAACUCUAGUUGAAGCCAUUCAGGUUGGAGAUUAUGAAAUCAACAAGUUCUUUGCUGAUGAAGCUGCGCCACCCAAGUCACCUCAUGAACAUUCAAAGCUUAGAUCUGACAGACUGGAGACUGAGUCUUACUAUCUUGAGAAAUUCCGCGACUACACUUUGAGCUGCAACCGACUUGCCAGGCUCCAGUCUAAACACACAGCCAUACAGAGAGCUUUGGGAGAGAAUCAGGCUUCAGGAUCUUCUAGACCUCCUGUUCCUCCACCAAAACCAAAGAAAAGAAGAAUCGGCCAUCACCCUCGUGUUGGUCAACCAAAGUUAUUUGGGGGCAGCUUGGAGGAAUAUAUUGAGGCAACUGGCCAAGAAAUUCCUUUGAUCAUCAAGAGCUGUAUCAGAGUCAUCAACCUCUAUGGUUUACACCACCAAGGCGUGUUCAGAGUCUCAGGUGCUCAAGUGGAAAUCAACCAAUUUAAAAGUACAUUUGAAUCAGGGGAAGAUGCUUUAGCUGAUGUUAUAGAUGCCAGUGAAAUCAAUUCUGUUGCAGGGGUUCUAAAACUGUAUUUUAGGGAACUCAGGGAGCCACUCUUUCCUCUUCACCUUUUUGAUGCUCUUGUCGAAUGCACCAGAGAGAAGGAAAUGGCCAAACGUGUUGAGAGAAUUAAAGAUUUGUUGUCUACUGUCAACCGAGCCAUUUUUGUUGUUAUGAGAUAUCUAUUUGCCUUCCUCAAUCAUUUGACAGAAUACAGCGAUGAAAAUAUGAUGGAUCCCUACAACCUGGCUAUUUGCUUUGGUCCAACUCUCCUGCCUAUCCCACCCGACCGUGACCAGGUCACUUUCCAAGCCAGCGUUAAUGAGAUCAUUAAGAUCAUUAUUGUCCAUCAAGAGGAGAUAUUCCCUAACGAUGGCGGUGAGAUCUACGAGAAAAUGAUUCUGGACAGGUUUUUUUGGAUUGGUCAUUCACGUGACAGUGUUGAUGCUGUAGAUGAUGAGGAUGAAGAAACUAGUUCUAUACCAAGUGAUGAAGAAGAGUCUGUCUAUGAACCUGAUGUGAUUGAAGCCACGGCUUUGUUUGACUUUGAUGCCCGCUCGCCAAGAGAGCUGUCCUUCAAGAGAGGGGAUGUUCUUGUGCUUUAUAACCAGGUGUCUCAAGACUGGUGGGAGGGAUGUUUCCAUGGCAAAGAAGGUCUCAUACCUGACAAGUAUAUCACCGUCAAACAUGGUGAGGAUAACAAAAGCCAUCACAGCCAUGAAGAUGACAAAAAUCAAAUGUCCACCAGCAUGAUCUUACCCUCACGUCCAGCCAGGCAGAUCAGUGAUGACUCUGGGCUGGAUGCCUCUGACAAAUCCCUCUCACAACCCAAUGUGUCCAUCAUCAGAGAGACAGACAUUCUGACUGACGACCCUGAACUUUCCCCGCCUCCUCUUCCCAAGGAUCCCUUUGUCAGCACUAAGGCUGUGGACAGUGGGGCUAAAAAAGAUUUGCUCAAAGACACUCCAGCUGGGUCCAGCUCUUCUACUUCAGUCUCUUCCACGGAACUUACUACAGUCAUAGAGACUUUGGAGAAAGACAAAAGGUCAAGGUUAUCCCCAGCGACAUCGCCAUCAACUAUGAUGAUGAAGUCGGCUAUAAUCAACACAUCUCUUAUGUCCACUUCCCUCAUCAACCUUGGGUCCAAGUCUGUGGACAAAGACACUUCCUUCAAGAACAUCGACAGUCGCGGGGACCUGUCUCAUGACAGCACCACAGACGACUUCAGCGUUGACAUCGACUCGGCCCUGGAGGAAGUAAUGGCGGGGCUCAAAUCUCUGGAGAUGCAGCAGAAACAAGACAAGAGAAUGUCGCUUCCUGCUGUCAAAGUGAAGCAAACACCAAAACAUACCCCUGACCUCGUUAUAGAUCUUCCAGAUGGAGACAAUUCUGGCUCCUCGACAGACACUCACCCUGACAGCCCCACCAUCAGCGCAGCAGAGACUUUUGCCCAGUCUAACCAGGGUACCCUGAAGAAAGCAGGAAAUCCGCAGAUGGGGCGACAAGAUCCAGUCAGCCGGCUGAGUAUUUCAUCUGAACCAGGUGACCUGCUUCGUGCUAGAGAACAAAGAGAGGGUCCCAUGAUGACAUUUUCCAUAACUGGACUGAAUCGCUCCACUCCGCCUCCGAAAUCACAGCUGAGUGACUCUGUAUCAGUUACUUCUCCGCUUUCCACAUCCACCCCUCACACAUCUCCAGCUCCGCCAUCAUUUGCACCUCCAGGGGGCACCCCUAGCCCAGCCGCGCCACCACCAGUUGCUCAAAAACCAAAGCCCCAAGUCAAGGCCAAGCCACCUGUAAUGAAAAAACCUCCGUCUCGGCCAGAGAUGUCUCACUCCCCUCCUGUACAGCUUCCACCGCCUUAGUAAAAACAAAAUAAACUCAAUGCUUACUUUUCAGCCAGAUCACUAAUAUUCAUUAUUUGGAUAAUUAAUCAAAUUAAGUGAAUCAUAAAACUGUAGUUUAAUAAUGCUUCAUCAGUAAUAAUUAUUUACAAUCAUUGUUUCUUUUUAAUAUUAAGAUCGCACAAAUUAUUUUUUUUUUUUUACCUUUGGACACUAGCUUUUGGUUUCUUCCCCUUUGAUCAAUCUGUACCCAGUGCAAGAGUAUUUAAAACAGACAAAUAGUAAACCGAGAUUUUACAAGUUUACUAACAAGAACAAAAUCUAACGGGCAUGGCGUAAGUCACAUGACAAUGUGUUUGAAACUCCUGCUACUCAACUUGUUUAAAUACUAGGAGAGAUUGACUCUACACAAAGUCUGACACUUGCCUUGGGCACUCAUCUCUCACUAGAAAUCCUUCCUUAAGCAUUCAUUCUUGGAAUAUUUAACAUACAAAAAGUAUGUCGCUUUGACAAUUUCUCUUCCAUAAUUGAUUUUUUUUUCUGUGCAAUGAAGAUUUGAAUUUUUAACAAUUUUUUUUUUUUUGUUUGUAUGCCAAGAACAAAAUGUACAAUUAUUUGUAUGCCUCUUUGGAUUAUUUCAAUUUUGUUUAUAUGAUUUAUUUUGUUUUGUAAGUGUGUUAGUUGUUGAUGACAUUCAUUUGAAUGACCGAUAACAAUGUUGGGUAGGUUAGUAAAAAAAUCUGGCCAUGUAUUGAAAGUUUCUUCUUUUUGUAAAUAAACAUCAGUCUCUGCACCAGAGGCAGAGCUCAAAUGAGCAGAGAAAAUGAAAGUUUUGAAGUUAGAGCAUCAGUUGAAUCAUCCCUGCAAGAUCUAAACCAAAAAAAAAAUAUUUUUUUGUGUGACCCUGCAGGCAGGGUAUGACUGUCCCUUGCUCAUGUUCAUGUUGACAUCACAAUGACACAUGUUGACAUCACAAUGACACAUGUUGACAUCACAAUGACACAUGUUGACGUAAUGACACCUCCCUCAAAGCCUUUCUCCCAUUUAUUCUUUGAAGGUUGCAAUGGCCAUUUGAUCAACUUUCCACUACAGCAUGGCAACAGAAAAAAGAAUCCAUGUUGUUCUUUUUCACAAUAACUUUUGGGGUUAACAAUGUGUGCAGAAAACAAAACUCAUGACCUUUAAACUCUGACCUAGUUUCUAACCUUAAUGUUAAGCCUAAUGUUACCAUGUACAAUUUGAUGCUGUUUUGUUUUGUUUUUGAGACUAAAAAGAAUGUUUGACUUGUGUCUCUGCCUAUUCACACACAUAUUGUGAGAGAAGCUGAGAUUAUGUUCAUAUAAUAAACAUGCAUUUCUUAGACUUGUAAUGUGCGCUAUUAACACAUUCAUUGUGAGAGAGACACUAUUUGAAGGUUGCUCCCACUCCUAUUCAGACUUGUGUCUGGCUCUAAAUGACAUCUGAUAUUAGUAGGCCUAGGGUUCAUUUCAAAGUGACACUGUCCUUGUAUAUAUGUGUGAGGAUGUGAAGUACUGUUAUUAAAACAAUUAUCUCCCAUUGUUGUUCACAUUUGUCAAGUUCUUUAAAGUGAAUGCAUCAAUAAAUAACAAUUGGAAGUCAAA